AUGGUGGAUUCCGUGCCGAAGUGUAGAAGACAUCAAUGAGUUCACUUUAUCUAUUGAUUAAAGCAAACCGUUUCUAUUAAAGUCUGAAGGUGGUCGGCUGGCUCCGUCUGCGAUGAAGGUGGUCAAUCUGAAGCAGGCCAUCCUGCAGGCGUGGAAGGAGCGCUGGAGCGACUACCAGUGGGCCAUCAACAUCAAGAGGAACUGCCCCAAGGGAGUCACAUGGGACUACCUCAACCUCGCAGAGGCUCUGAUGGAGCAGGCGAUGAUCGGGCCGUCCCCAAACCCUCUGAUCCUGUCGUACCUGAAGUACGCCAUCAGUUCACAGAUGGUGUCUUACUCCAGUGUACUCACAGCAAUGAGUAAGUUUGACGACUUCUCGCGUGAGCUGUGUGUGAAGUCUCUGCUGGAGAUCAUGGACAUGUUCUCCCAUCGCCUCAGCUGCCACGGGAAGGCGGAGGAGUGUAUCGGGCUGUGCCGCUCGCUGCUGUGUGUGGUGGUGUGGCUGCUGCAGGGCUGUGCCUUCUACUGCGAGCGGCUCCGGGAACAGCAGGUGGCGCCGGCGAGCCAGGGAGGCCCGGCGCCGUCUCCCUCUCCAGGCCCAGGCCCAGGGGCAGGAGCAGGAGCAGGGGCAGGGGCAGGAGCAGGAGCAGGAGUAGGGGCAGGGGCAGGAGUAGGGGCAGGGGCAGGGACAGGGGAGGCCAGCCUCAAGGCCUGCCAGGAACGCCUGGAGAGCCUCAUCAAGAGCACCAAGAACCGGGCACUCAUUUACAUCGCCAGGGUGGAGGAGCAGGCAUCGUGGACCAAUGUGGAGCAGGCGCUGGUCAAGCUAACGGAGAACCUGGGCAGCCUGACCAAUCACACGCUCCGAACCAAACUGGAGGAGAGUGCGGCGCUGGUCAAGAGUAUCCCCCAGAUGUUGUCGGUGCAGUCGCCCCCCCCCGUGCACACGUCCUUCCCCUCGGUGCACGCCUUCAUCAUGCUGGAGGGCACCAUGAACCUCACGGGGGACACGCAGCCCCUGGUGGAGCAGCUCAUGAUGAUCAAGAGGAUGCAGCGUAUUCCUGCACCGUUGUUUGUGCUGGAGAUCUGGAAGGCUUGUUUCACCGGCCUCAUUGAGUCUCCAGAGGGCACCGAGGAGCUCAAGUGGACCGCCUUCACCUUCCUCAAGAUUCCUCAAGUGCUGUUGCGACUGAAGAAAUACCCACAGAGUGACAAGCAGGACUUCAUGGAGGAUGUGAACACGGCCUUUGAGUAUCUGCUGAAGCUCACGCCGCUGCUGGACAAGGCUGACCAGAGAUGCAACUGUGACUGCCUGAGUCUGCUCCUACAGGAGUGCAAUAAGCUGGGCCUUCUGUCAGACUCCAACACUGCCAACCUCACUGCCAAACGGGAGUUUGCCCCACGUCUCAAAACAGCAGAGAACGCAAACAUCCAGCCCAACCCAGGACUCAUCCUCAGAGCAGAGCCCACAGUUACCAACAUACUCAAGACGGUGGAUGCGGACCACUCUAAGUCUCCAGAGGGGCUGCUGGGUGUUUUGGGUCACAUGCUGUCGGGGAAGAGUCUGGACCUCUUGCUGGCCGCUGCCGCCGCCACCGGCAAACUCAAGUCCUUCGCCCGCAAGUUCAUCAAGCUGAAUGAGUUCCCCAAGCAUAUGAGUGGAGAGGGAUCUAAAUCGGCGUCUGUGCGGGCCCUGUUGUUUGACAUCUCUUUCCUCAUGCUCUGCCACGUAGUGCAGACAUACGGCUCAGAGCUGAUUCUGUCGGACCCCAGUCCGUCGGGCGAGGUGCCCUUCUUCGAGACGUGGCUGCAGACGUGCAUGCCGGAGGAGGGCAAGCCGCUGAACCCCGACCACCCCUGCUUCAGACCCGAGUCCGGCAAGGUGGAGAGCCUAGUGGCACUGCUCAACUCCACCUCCGAGAUGAAGCUCGUUCAGAUGAAGUGGCAUGAGAUCUGUUUGAACACACCUGGAGCCAUCCUGGAGGUGCUGAAUGCCUGGGAGAAUGGAGUGCUAUCUGUGGAGAAUGUGCAGAAGAUCACGGACAACAUCAAGGGCAAGGUGUGCAGCAUGGCCAUCUGUGCGGUGGCCUGGCUAGUAGCCCACGUGCGCAUGCUGGGGCUGGACGAGAGGGAGAAGCCACAGACCAUGAUCCGCCAACUCAUGACCCCCAUGUACGGGGAGAACACACUGCAGUUCUACAAUGAACGGGUGGUGAUCAUGACGUCUAUAAUGGAGCACAUGUGCGCUGAUGUGUUCCAGCAGACGGGACUGUCACUGCGCCCCCCAGUGGAGGGGCAGGACACCAUCCCCUACCGCAACCUGCUGCCCCCCCGACAGCCCAUCCACGAGGCGCUGCAUAGCCAGUUCCGGGACGUGCUGAACAAGGGCUGGCUGGACAGCAGAGCGCUGCACCUCUUCGAGAACCUGCUCAACAUGGGAGGGGUGUUCUGGUUCACCAACAACCUGGUUAAGGAGCUGUUGAAGGAGACGCGUAAGGAGUGGGCACUGCGGGUGGUGGAGCUGCUCUAUGCCAUCUUCUGUCUGGACUCUCAGCAGAUCACCCUGACCCUGCUGGGCACCAUCCUGCCCAACCUCCUCACCGACCCCGCCCACUGGCACAGCCUCGCCGACCCGCCCGGCAAAGCCCUCGCCAAGUUGUCGGUGUGGUGUGCCCUCAGCGCCUACUCUUCCCACCACAAAGGCCAAGCCUCCGCUCGCCAGCGCAAGAGACAGCGAGAGGACAUUGAGGACUACAACAGCCUGUUCCCAUUGGACGACACACAGCCCUCUAAACUGAUGCGUCUACUGAGCUCCAAUGAAGAUGAGCCGGCAAUGCUGUCUAGCCCAGGUGAUCGGACCAUGAGCAGCUCUCUGUCGGCCUCCCAGCUGCACGCCGUCAACAUGAGAGACCCCCUCAACCGAGUACUGGCCAACCUGUUCCUGCUGGUGUCGUCGCUGCUGGCGUGCAAGACGGCGGGCCCACACACCCAGUUUGUGCAGAGCUUCAUGGAGGAGUGUGUGCAGUGCCUGGAGCAGGGCAGCCGCGGCAGCAUCCUGCAGUUCAUGCCCUUCACCAUGGUGUCUGAGCUGGUGAAGCUGCCCGCCCUGGCGAAGCCCAAAGUGGUCUUGUCCAUCUCCGACCUCACCCUUCCCCUGGGCCGCAGAGUAGCCGCCAAGGCCAUCUCUGCACUGUAGGACCUUCACACACUCACACACACACGCACACACACACACACACACACACUCUCUCUCACUCACACACGCACACGCACACACACAGACACACACACACACACACACUCUCCCUCUCACACACACACACACACACACACGCACCAACGCACACGCAAAUGUACACACACACACACACACAUACACUCCUACACUUGUUGUAGCUACACGUCAGAACAUAGACACACCAGAAUAUUGGCCCAGUAAAAACACAGAUUGCUUCACACACACACACACACGCACCAACACACACGCAAAUGUACACACACACACACACAUACACUCCUACACUUGUUGUAGCUACACGUCAGAACAUAGACACACCAGAAUAUUGGCCCAGUAAAAACACAGAUUGCUUCAUUUCACCCCCACACCCCCUCACCCACACACACACACACACACACAAACAGAUGCGUGCAAACACUCACAAAUAGAUACUCACACACCCAUAUACUCCUACACUUCUCGUUAACUACACGUCAGUGCCCUAACCCUAACCCUAACCCCCCCCCCCCCCCACACACACACACACACACACACAAACUUGGUAUCACAAACACGCACAUCUUUUAACUCAAGAUGUGUCAUCCAUCCAUCCAUCCACACACACACACACACACACGCACACGUUGUCUGGUCUUUGCCUCUGGCUCCACCACUCAUUCCCUCCUCCUGAAAAAAAAAGGACCCUUUGUGAUCCUCCGCCGCAGUGCAGCCUGCAGCACACACACACACACACACACACACACACACACACACGUUGUGUGUGUGGAGGAGACGGCGACAGACAAAGCGUAUCAUUGAGCUGUGCCCUUUCCUGCGGCGCCCCGGAGAUCAAGCAUGGCUACGCCACGCACUCGUCACAUGACAUGGCACGGAGCUCUCCAGCCUCACGCUGACUCAGCAUAUUUCCUCGCUCCCCCCCACGGAAGAACCAGUAUCCUCUACCAGCCUCACGCUGACUCAACAUAUUUCCUCGCUCCCCCCCACGGAAGAACCAGUAUCCUCUACCAGCCUCACGCUGACUCAGCGGAUUUCCUCGCUCCCCCCACGGAAGAACCAGUAUCCUCUACCAGCCUCACGCUGACUCAGCAUAUUUCCUCGCUCCCCCACGGAAGAACCAGUGUCCUCUACCAGCCUCACGCUGACUCAGCAUAUUUCUUGCUCCCAUUACUCCAGGACCAGUGUGAUGUAUCAGUGUGAUGGUGGCCAUCUUCUCUGAACACCAGUGCCCCCCCCCCCCCCCCCUCCACACACACACACAUACACACACCCCUAGUGCAGUGAUCCUAGCAGGUGCCUUUUGCAGCAGCACAUUGCUCUCCACCACUCUCCCCUGCACACACACACACGCGCACACACACACACACACACACACACAUGCACCUCUGGUGCAGCGAUCCUAGCAGGUGCCUUUUGCAGUAGCACAUUGCUCUCCACCACUCUCCCCUGCACUUCAAUUUUGUUUCACUCCCCACCAGGUUUCCAUGGAGACCGUCUCUCUGUUCUGAUCCUUGUUUACAGUUUCCACAGUGACUGGAAUGCUGUUGCCAUGUCAACACAAAGCCAACUCCCCCAUUCUCUGUUCUUUGAGGAGCGCCUCACAAAGGGCUCUUUUGGUGAGAGGUGCCGAUUGGAACGUCUGUGGACUUCACUGGUCAGCUCAGCCCCUGAUCCUGAAGUGUUAUCGUGAUUUGCCAAGUUAUCUCCUGAGUGUGUGUGCGUGUGUGUGUUUGUGUUUGCAUGUGUCUGUGAGUUAGUGAAUGCAUGCAUGUGUGUGGAGGGUGCAGGUGUGUAUGUGAACGUGUUUUGUGCGUGCGUGCGUGCGUGCGUGCGUGCGUGCGUGCGUGCGUGCGUGCGUGCGUGUGUGCGUGUGUGUGUGUGCUAGCUCAGCACAUCAUUGGGUUGAGCUGCAGGUGCAUCCUGGUGUCAUCGGGUUCAUGCAGGUGCAGAUGCCAUGCGGUUUGGGCCGCAACUGGGCCUAUACUGGGCCUAUACUGGGCCAGGUUCUGUUGACCCGCCGUCUCCUCGAGUGUGGGAAGGUAAACCCGGUCUGGAGGUGCCAUCCAGUCAUCACAUUGGUGCUUCCUGCGCGCGAGGCCUCCGGUGUUCUAAUUUUAGCCUGGGAGGAAAUAGACACUCACUGAUGAGCCCAUAGCUUCUGCACUUGUGCAACGCAAAGCGCCGCAGCCAUGACACAUGCAGCACACGGCUGCAACCGCUCGCCAUGGAGAAACUGUGUGUGUGUGUGUGUGUGUGUGUGUGUGUGUGUGUGUGUGUGUGUGUGUGUGUGUGUGUGUGUGUGUGUGUGUGUGUGUGUGUGUGUGUGUGUGUGUGUGUGUGUGUGAGUGUGUGUGUGUGUUUUGGGUUAGUGAUUAAUAUCCUGGCCCGUUGGUGUUUGGUACAGACUUCCAAUAACAGCUGCGAUCUAAAGCAACAAGCCACAAGCCACCACUCCUGAUGAGAGAACUGUGUGUGUGUGUUUGUGUGUGUGUGUGUGUAUGUGAGAGAGAGUGUCUGUGUGAGUGUGUGAGAGUGAGUGUCUGUGUGAGUGUGUUGGGACAUAGAGCAACAAGCUUCCACACCCUGAUGAGCAAAUGGAGUGAGAAUUGAGUUAUUUACCCACCACUCUGAUGACACAAUAGUAGUUAUUUUGGGUUUCUUGUCUGUUAAGCGCUUUGUGUAGCCAAUGUGCUGUAUAAAUAGCGUGACUUCACCUUUCCUUUCUUAACGUUAUUGUCCAUGACUUCUGGUAGCAUAGACCAUAUUUCUGUAUGGAAUUGGCUUUUUUAAAUGUAUCGUUUUUUAAAAAAUAAAUAAAUGGUCAUAAUG
Molecule: messenger RNA, 6064 nt
Organism: Sardina pilchardus (European sardine)
Lineage: Eukaryota; Metazoa; Chordata; Actinopteri; Clupeiformes; Clupeidae
Gene: med24
Product: mediator complex subunit 24
Exons: 27
Coding region: 113-3196 (1027 amino acids)
Cellular component (GO): mediator complex
Molecular function (GO): transcription coregulator activity
Source: RefSeq, a predicted model, not a curated record